Saccostrea cuccullata (small rock oyster) is the source of this 3479-nucleotide messenger RNA. RefSeq lists its product as uncharacterized. NCBI's taxonomy places the organism in Eukaryota, Metazoa, Mollusca, Bivalvia, Ostreida, Ostreidae. The transcript has 3 exons. Gene Ontology annotation, biological process: protein ubiquitination. Gene Ontology annotation, cellular component: nucleus. The record is from RefSeq and is a predicted model, not a curated record. Gene Ontology annotation, molecular function: ubiquitin-protein transferase activity. Bases 188 to 1183 code for a protein of 331 amino acids.
AAUACUCCAAAUUGUGAGGAAUCCUGAAGUUGAAGUUGAGUUGUAAGAGAGUCAUUAUUACCGUUUUUAUCAGCAAAUAUUUUUGCAUGAUUUUGCGUGACUGUGUGUAACAGAUAGCCAGUGGGUGGAUCUUAUUCUAAUGAGGGGUGGAGAGAGGCCCAGAGAAUGAUGGCAGUGAACUACAAACAUGACUUUUGUAUCUCUGGUGAUGUAUGCCCUCGCCAAUGCGGUCAUGUUUCUCCUGUAUUGGCUGUAUCAGAAGAACACGGCACAAAAAUCAGACACAGGCGAUCAGACAGACGACACAGCCAGCCGACGCAGGAGGCUGAAGAGGAAGCCGUCCCUGUUCACGAUGCUUGGCCUGGACGUAGAAAUCCACAAACAUUACUAUGCCAUUGACGAUCAUUUUCGGUCGUUUUCGGAGGUUAGCGAUGCCUGUCAGAGGGCUGGACUAGAGCAGUGUGGAUUAAUUGUGGGUGUGGAUUUCACAGCUAGUAACGAGUGGCAGGGGAGGAAGUCUUUCAGCGGAAAUUGUCUACACAAAAUUGUGCCCGGCAAGAUAUAUAACCCUUAUCAAAAAGUGAUCUCUAUUAUUGCUCAAACUCUAGAACCUUUUGACGAUGACAACUUUAUUCCUGCCUAUGGAUUUGGUGACACCAAAACAUUAGGAGAUUCUGUGUUUCCCUUUGUGAGCGAUGAGUCCCAAUGUAAGGGGUUCUCGGAGGUACUGGAUAGAUACAGCGAUAUUGCCACUAAAGUGACGUUUAGUGGACCAACAAAUUUUGCACCCAUCAUUCAUAAAGCAAUAGAAAUAGUGAAAGCUUCCCACAAGUAUCACAUACUUAUAAUAAUAGCUGACGGGCAGGUUAACGAGCAGCAGAAGACAGUGGAGGCCAUUGUGGAGGCCUCUGACUACCCCCUCAGUAUAGUAGUGGUGGGGGUGGGGGAUGGACCCUGGGACACGAUGGAUGAGUUUGAUGACUGUCUUCCCAACAGAAAGUUUGAUAAUUUUCAGUUUGUGGAUUAUCAUUCUGUGACUUCUAAAGUCAAACACCCCGAUGCAAACUUCGCCCUUCAUGCACUUAUGGAAAUUCCACUUCAGUACAGGACCAUUAAAAAAUUAGGUUACAUUGACGAGUAUACAAAUGGUUCUGUUAUUAAUAAGAAACACACUGAUGUAUAGGAUAGCUGAAUAUAAUGUGUCUUGGGGAAUAAAUCAUGGUGCUUUUUAUUGAUUUAGUAGAGUAGCUCAUUUCAUAAAGUCACAUUUGAAAUUAAGUCAGCUGAAUUCACAAGAUCGGAACAUUUUUGAUAAUUAUAGCUAUGCACAGUAAUCUUGACACAAUGACGUCAAUAUCUGAUGCAUUGACGAUUGUUUUGUUUUUAAAUUGUGAUGUGAUUUUUUUUUAAUUUACUUUCUACGUGUACCAAUGAUUAUUACUGUGUUUAAUCCAUCCUCAAGUAUGUGAAUGUAUAUUUUGUUCAAUGUUCAUUUUAAUGUUAUUGUACAGUAAAAACUAUAUUUAUGCUUUAGCCAUGUACAUAUUCUUUGUGUACAUAGUCAAUAGGCACAAAAAGCCAAAAGUGAAUACUUUGAGUUUCACCAGGGUAUGCAAAUAUAGUAACUGACUUAAAUGAAACUAAAAUUUCAAUAUUUGUAUUUUUUUCUUGUUCAUAUAGUUUAGCUUGAGAAAUGUGACACUUUUCCCCCCAAAUUGUACAGUGUUGUACUUAGUUUUCUUUAAUUGAAAAAGAAAUUUAAAAAAAAUAGUUAUUUUCUGUCUUCAGAAGCAUGGAUUUUUUUUUAUCUGUUUCUAGAAUGCCACCUUCCCUUUUUUGAAAAUUAAACUUGAUUACACAUACUACUAGUAUAUAAUCAUGUGAAGUUCACAGUUAGUGAGUGAUUUAAUUUCAAGUGUCAAGAUAAUAUCUGAUGCGGUUAACUGGGUUAAAUAAGAAGGAAGGAUAUCUAAAUUAUCUUAAACUUCCAGACGACCUUAUCUGGUAAAACCAGUAUUAAAAAUUGUAUUUUGAAAUUCAGAAGGAAAUGCUUUUCAUGUUCAAAGUUGUUAAAUUAAGAUAAAUACAUUUUACCCUUUUUCAUAAAACACACCCACAAAGAAAAUACAUACUGUUCAAAUAGUCAAAAGAGUGCUUAAUAUCCUCUGUCCAUCAGUUUAUUCAGCAUUAUGUUCAGAUUGUUUUAAGGGGUGGGUUUAUUGUUAAAACCUACAGAAACAAAAAACCUAAAUCAAAAUUAAAGUAUACUUAUGUUUGUUGAAGUCAAGGAUGUAAAAAGUCAAAAAACGGAUUUGUUUUGAAAACUAUUUCAAUAUCCAUGGGUAAAAUCAAAGCUGUAUACUUUAUAUUGUCAACUGAAUAACAUGUACUAUAGUAGUUAUCCGAGUCUCACGGUUAAUACUGAGAGUAUUGACAAAUGCCAGCUGACUUUUUUUUAAGUUUCAAAAUUCAUGUAUAUUUGAUUAUUAUGGAACUUGAUAUGCCUUGGAGGUCAUAUUUUUAGUCUUAUUAAGCAUGCAUCAAUAGUCUACAGUUUGGUGCCCUUGGCAAAAGUUAAAGCAGUUACAAUUUUAAUGAUGGAGCUAGGAUUGAUAUUUUUCUUGUGGAUUUACAAAUAAGGAGACUGAGUUUAAUUGCCUCUGUAGCAGCUAGUACUGAUGGAAGUCAUAAGCACAUCUUCAUAUAAUAUAGAGAAAUAGACAUACAGCUGAAAAUCUUGAUUCUUAGCACCAGCAUUGAUAAGUUCUUUCAUGCAUAUAAAUAUUUAAUUAUUGAUAUUUUAGAUUUUAUUACUUAUACAUUUGAAGUCUUUCUCAGGUUCUGCAAAAUAUCGACAUUCCUCUGUGUUGGUUUUUAAUUAUUAGCUUUAAUAAUGCAGUACUUAAGAAGCAAUACUUGUAUAUUCUGUGGUGUAAACAAUGUGCCACUUAAUUGUGUGUUCAGGUUUGGGUACUUACUGCUGAUCAAUGUAGAUAUUUUUAAUAUUACCAUUAUAUUUAUUUUAAUGAAUGUACAAUAUAAGUAAUAAAUUGCAACAUUUUUGGUCCUCAAUAAAUUGCUAAUUGCAAAGAUAUUUAAAAAUAUUCUUAAUAUAUUUGUAUAUAGUUCUUAAACUAAUUAUAUUGGAUGCAUAAAGCAAACAUUUUAUCAGUAUGUCAAAUGGGUUUUAAAUGGUUUUGUUUAGCUUUAGAUGUUCCAUGUACAUUGUUUUCAUAGUGAGAGAGAAUUCUAUCAUACAUUCCAAUUGGUAGACAUUUCUCCUCUUUGCAUGUGGGAUUACUUUGUUUCUUUUGUACUAUAGGUUUAUUUUCUUUGCAUUGUAAAUCAGAUCUUGUUAUUUGCCAUUGAAAAAAUAAUAUUUGUCCAAGUAAUUGUUUUUUGAUUGUGUUCAUGUUAAGCCUCAGAUCUGUUAUUUUUUCUUCUACAAAUAAAACAGUUGUUGCUUGAAGCUAUUGCAA